Messenger RNA from Coniosporium apollinis CBS 100218, 636 nucleotides. RefSeq lists its product as uncharacterized. Gene Ontology annotation, biological process: mRNA splicing, via spliceosome. Gene Ontology annotation, cellular component: U2AF complex; spliceosomal complex. The coding region runs from base 1 to 636 and encodes 211 amino acids. The transcript has 3 exons. NCBI's taxonomy places the organism in Eukaryota, Fungi, Ascomycota, Dothideomycetes. The record is from RefSeq and is a predicted model, not a curated record. Gene Ontology annotation, molecular function: pre-mRNA 3'-splice site binding; metal ion binding.
AUGGCGAACUAUUUGGCGUCCAUCUUCGGGACUGAGCAAGACAGCAAAUCUCACCCAGGCGCUUUCUACUACAAAAUCGGCGCCUGCCGCCACGGCGACCGCUGCUCACGAAAACACGUCAAGCCCUCCUACUCCCAGACCAUCCUCCUACCGAAUCUAUACCAGAACCCGGCCUACGACCCCAAGAACAAGAUGAACGCGUCGCAGCUCCAGAACCACUUCGAUGCGUUCUAUGAGGACUUCUGGUGCGAGAUGUGCAAGUACGGCGAGAUUGAAGAGGUUGUAGUUUGUGAUAAUAACAAUGAUCACCUCAUCGGCAACGUCUACGCGCGCUUCAAAUACGAAGAUUCCGCGCAACAAGCCUGCGACGCGCUGAAUUCGCGCUGGUACGCCGCGCGGCCCAUCUACUGCGAGUUGUCGCCCGUCACAGAUUUCCGGGAAGCGUGUUGUAGGCUCAACAGCGGCGAGGGAUGCGUCCGCGGCGGGUUCUGCAACUUUAUACAUCGCAAGGAACCGAGUCCUGAGCUAGAUAGAGAGCUGGAGCUUGCGACGAAGAAGUGGUUGAGGGCCAGGGGGAGGGAUGAUAGGAGUGCGAGUCGGAGUCCCAGUCCGGAGCCGACCAGGAAGAGGGGAUGA